GUUUCUUUUUAUGCGCUAAUUUUUGAUAGCACUUUUGACUAUUUUAACUAUUACAAGAUCAGAGUAUGGAUUCAUUGCGAGAAUAUCAUAUGGCCGAUGCUUCUGUAAAAAUUCAAUUUCUCAUUGAGGAACUUUUGUCCCGUGAAGGAAGUAAUAGAAAAUUAAUUAGUAUAUGUUUAUCGAAAUUAAAUGAAAUGGAUCACAGCACUUUACUUGUGACUGACCCUGACGCUGUAAUGUUGCUGGUGAAUCACUUGUGUACAUCGAUACAGCCAACUGAAAACGCAUUAGUUAAAUCAACUUCAGAAUUCUUGACAAAUUUAAUGAAAAUUGGCGCUAACUUCCAGGGUCGAACACUAAUGGCUUGUAAGCGCUGGAUUUUAGAAACUCUAGAAUAUUCAGAAUUAGUUUCACAGGCGAAUAUUCUUGUUGCUUUACGAAUCUUACUCGCAACCGCCCCGUUUAGUUACAUCAACCAAGAAAUACGAAAAUUACUGGGAGAAAAUGCUCUUUUGUGGAGGUUCCUUCGCAUUCCAGGGUCUCAGUCUCAUGAAAUUCAUUUUUUGGCUUUGAGUUGUCUGGAAGCAGUAUUAACUCGUAAAGAUAAGAAUGAAGUCAUAGUAGCAACUGAUUACUUGCUCAAAAUUAAAGAAAUAGUAAUCAACGUUAUCUUGUCAUUGUCCUUGGAAAAUACUGGAAAAUAUUUCAACAAGAUUAUGUGCAGUUGUGUACGCAUUUUACGAAUUAUAACGUCUGAGAAAAUUAUGAUCAACUCUUCAGAUAAAAUUGGUGAAAUUUUAGGUAUAAUACAAGCUUUGAUGUUUUAUGGUAUCGAUGAUUAUCCAUGCGGAAAGCCACAAAACCUUCGCCCAGCAGCUCUGAGUUUACCAGAAAGUAUUCCAACAAAUUCUGGAAAAAAAAAUGUAAAGACUAACAAGGCAAAGUCCAGAAAGCAAGUACCUAAGAAAUCAACAUUUGAUGUUACCAAUGAGACAUUAACUAAUUCUAAAGUAUUAAGUAAAUUAUCUAGCGAUUCUGAUACUUCAGAUACAGAAGCCUCCAGUAGCAUAAUUCCAGCAGAAUGGAGGGUGCGGAUGGAAGCAGUUAAAUUAUUUCACAACAUUGUUUUAAUCGUACCAAGCCGUGAUUUGUUUGGUUAUUGGACUCAAAUUGUUGCUACUGGCUCAAAAACCAAUUCUCGAGUAAUAACAACACUUAUUUUAAAAGAAACUUCUUAUAAAGUACUACAGAUUGCAUUAAAUACACUCUCUGAACUUCUUAGAGGAGCAAGAACUAUUUUAGGACAUGCUGAAGAUGUAAAAUGUACAUCUUUCAUUACAUUCUUUUCUAUGGUCAGUUCUGUGAUCAAAGAAUUGCACUACACAAUAUCACUAUUCAUGUGUACAGCGAGCAAUAUUACUAUUUUGACACAUGCUCUUAAGUGUGCAACAGCCCUAGCAGAAAGUACACCAUAUCACCGAUUAAGCCCUGGAUUGGCUUCAAGUUUAAUCACAAACUGUAGAUUUCACACGUUACACAAAGAUCCUACUGUAAGAGUGGCGGCACUUGGAGUUUUUGAAGCUCUGGCUAAUUCGGAACCAAUCACAUCAGAAAUUUUGGAUAUUAUCGGAAUGUCCUCCAGUGUUAAUGAUUACUUUGAAUCACUGUCACCAAUGAACAGUUUAAUAGGCUGUGACGAUGCCGAAAACGAAGUUAAUUUUCAUGGUACAAAUAUGUAUAACAAUAUACAAGGUUCUGGUAUUAAAAAUACAAAGGAUGAGCCAAUGAGUUUAUUACUUGAUAUUUGUUUAGAAAAUAUUUCAAACGAGACAAUAAGUGUACCAGUGCGAUUGCAAUCUUUUAAAUUGCUUGGAGUGCUUAUUUCCACCGGUGGAAGUCUUGUCUUUUGUCAUCUUGAAACUGUAUCAACGAAACUGGUCACAUCGAUGCAAGAGUUAGAGCCGCAGAUUGCUCUGCACGCAUGUCGUGUCAUAGAAAUCAUCGCAGGACGACUAGGAGCAACUCAUCUAAAUGAUACAAAUAGUUUAUUUUGGAAAAUUGUAUGUAAACCAAUAUUAUCUCUUGUGCAACACUCUGAAACUAUCUUGAAGGAAGUGGCAUGCGACUGCUUAGGGAACAUUGGUUUGAACGUAUUUUCACAAUUUUCGAAGGAGGAAAGUGUUCUCAUAAUUACCUUAUUAUUUGGUGCUACCCGAGAUCGUGCAAGUGCAGUUAGAGCUUCUGCCUUACGAACUUUGGGAAUUCUAGUAGCUUUACCUGCAUUAGAAGAAGAUGCGGGAUUUCUUAUGGAUUUAGCAGAAAUUACUUUUUCAACAUUGCAAGAUAGUAAUCUGGGGGUACGCAUAAAAGCAGCUUGGACCUUAGCUAGCUUAUGUGAUUAUCUGAUCAGGCGUGAAAACAAUACAGAUAUAGAACCACUUUCCUUAGAUGUUAUUUUAGCAAAGACAUAUGAAUCAAGUGUCAAAGCUACAAAAGAUAAUGACAAAGUAAAAUGCAAUGCGACAAGAGUUGUUGGAAGCGUUUUGUUCCUAUGUCGAGAGAAUUCAAUAUUGGGUGAUACAACGGAAGGCUUAGAAGCUCUUAUUCAAUGUGCUUCUAUCGGCAAUGAUCAAAAGGUACGAUGGAAUGCAUGCCAUGCUAUAGGAUUGGUUUUGAGCCGUGAACCAGAUCGUAUUUUUCCCAAGACGUGGAAAGAACAUGUGUUUCCCACAUUGUGUAAUUUAGUGUGCGACAGUCCGAAUUUCAAAGUGCGUACAAACGCAGCUUGGGCACUUUCAGUCUGCAAUUCAUAUGGUAAACAUAUUAUUUCUGUAUGGAAAAGUACUAUUUUAGCUCUAGAAAAUUCUCAGCACGUUCCAAACUACGUCGAAUAUGCCCAUAGAGAUACAUUUGUGCAGCAGUUGUGUCUUACACUUUGUCACCUCGCUGUUCAGCUGGAUGUAACUGAAUUAUUGACUCUGUGGUCAGAUAUUAGAGACCAUAUAGAAGAUGUAAAGAUUUAUAUGCAGCAAUUUCAGAAUCAUGUUCUGCCUGAAAAAGCUGGUGAUUUGAUAAAUGCCCAUAUACGAUUUUUAAAGUAUGAACAGGAUGCUCCUACAAGUGAAGAAAAGAGAAUUGCAAAGAAGUUAAGAAGCUUAUUUGAAAAGAAGGACUAUCGAGAAAACCAUAACGUAUGCGUUUAAUCACCAGCUCUUAUUUUAACAUGAUAUAAGAACAUGACUUAAGAAAAUUGGAAACAGAUACAUCUCACUUAUAUUCCUGUUUUGCGAAUUGUGACUCUAAUCCCGGGUAUCGCAGCCAGAAUAAGAUGAAAUGCUAUAUUCUACUCCUUAUAAAAAAACUCCGAUGCUUUUAGGUUCUAGUAAUUUUUAUAGAUAUACUUAAAUGUUACUAGCUUAUCUCUACUAGUGCAUUUUGAAGUUUAAUAUAUUUAGUCUGAUGGACGCCAGACUGUUUCUCAAAUAAAUAUUUAUACUCCAAAACAA
Molecule: messenger RNA, 3506 nt
Organism: Belonocnema kinseyi
Lineage: Eukaryota; Metazoa; Arthropoda; Insecta; Hymenoptera; Cynipidae
Product: HEAT repeat-containing protein 6
Exons: 12
Coding region: 66-3203 (1045 amino acids)
Molecular function (GO): protein binding
Source: RefSeq, a predicted model, not a curated record